AUGUCGACCAGACGCAGCACUCGUGCCACGAGCAGGCAAGCUAGCGAUCGAGGUGCUUCCCCUGCUAUCUCAACGGCUGAUAUCCCUGCAACCCCGAGACGUGCCUCCCGCAGAGGUGGAAGUACUGCAAAUGCCCCACUGCCUGCGGUCGGCCUUCGAACAAGCACGGCCUAUGGCACCAAUACAGUCCCAGAACCUGCGAGAGCAGCUGGAGCUCAGGUUGGAGAGCAACUUAACAACAUUCUUGGAGGAAUUCUCAAUCCCGUCCCAGAAACAACCACUUCAGACAGAAAUAGAUCUCGUACGCCUGCUGGCCGUGGUGGAAGACACAGCCGUGGAAGUACGCCUGUUCAAUCGGAUGCAAACCGGAGCUUCCAUCAUGAGAGUGGUAUCUUCAAUCAAGCUGCUAUCGAUGAUUCAGUUGUCCAAGAUUCUCCCGAGUUAAAAGAGAUUCCUGAAGAGCGCGAGUCGGUUGCUUCGGGUCCUUUUCCCAUGAGCAUUGACACCAGACUUGAGCGAGAAGAAAUUGCUAUGCGUCAAGAACUCGCGGCCUUAGCUCGUCAACGUCUUAUCGAGGCACGAGCAGCCCGUGGUCAGACGACAGUAGCAGACAUCUGGAAUACCAGAGAGGCAUCCUGGGCCUGGGCAGUGUCUUUUGGCAGAUGGGUUUGGUCCUUCCGUAAAUUUUUCCUCUCGUUGGGCAAGGAACUUGGCACCUUGGUCGUCAUUGCCAUCCUCGCGUCCACGGCCAUUAUGGCCUUCCGGAACUCAGAUGUCCAAUUUUAUGGCAUGGACAUCACCCACAAUAUUGGCCAGUUCAUCCCAUAUUCAAUCCGCCACCCCUUCGACAACUUUAAUCCUGCUGAAAUCAAAGACAUUCAUCGACGUUUGAAUGAUCUCGAAUAUCAAGCGGCCAGGAUCAAAACCCACUCCGAAAUUGAUCCGAAAACCUUCGCCAAACUCGAAAAACUGAUUCCUGAUGCUCUCUUGGUUAAAAAGGAUAAGUACGGAAAUCUUGUCAUUCCUGACGACUUUUGGCAUGCUCUUCAAGGCAAGAUUCGAUCUGACCAAACUCUCAUCUCCUAUCGAUCCGAUGGCAAGAGUACUUCACCAGGCACUAGUCUUUCUGUCAAAGACGUGGAACGGAUUUCCGGAAGAGAGUAUGAAAAGUUCAUGAAGAGCAACCAAGCGAAGAUGACUGCAGUAUUGGGGGAUGAACUUGCCAAGAAGUUUCCUCGCCUCCUCGAAGACAACCAUAUCGCCUCCAAGCCAGAAAUCCUCCGAAUUAUUCGUCAAAGUUGGGACGACAAUCAAAAAGAAAUCAAACUGGAAAUGAACCAGUUAACGAAGAAGCUGGAGAACGCAAGUCGCCUAAUUCAACAGCUUCAUCAGGACCCUGCCGGUCUCACCGCAAAAGAGGUCAAGGCCAUUGCCGAAGAAGUUGUCAGGAAGCUCCUUCCACAUGCACAACUCGAAGCUCUGGCCAGAUCAAACCUCCAACAAACUGUCAACUAUGGCCUUACCCGCGUCAACCAUUUCUCCAAAGGCACUGGUGCAGUCAUCGAUCCCUACAGCACAUCCCCAAAUUACAUCUUUCCAAGUCAGAAUGUCUGGUUCCCUAACCGAUGGAUGAGAGCCAUGAUGCUCAAUUCCGUCCCAGCACCCAAAGCCCCGGAGACUGCACUUACAAGAUGGGAUGAACAUGGCGACUGCUGGUGCUCCCCUUCAAACGAUGCCGAUGGUUUUGGAACGAGUCUCGGUGUCAUCAUGGCCAGCACCAUUUACCCAGACCAAGUUGUCGUUGAGCAUAUUUCGCCGUCGGCAGCACUUGAGCCAGGAGCUGCUCCAAGAGAAAUGGAGCUCUUUGCCUUCAUGGAUAGUGCAUUGGAAACCUACAGCAGCUUCAAGACAAUGUCAGACGACAUGUUUGGUGUCGAUGCUGACGUGUCCCUUCCAUACGGCUGGGUUCGUAUUGCCUCCUUCACUUACGAUAUCGAAUCAAAUCAAAAUGUUCAGUCCUUCCCAGUGCAGUUGGACAUGAAAGCUUUGGGCGCCGCCACGAACAAAAUCAUUGUUCGCUCUAAGAGCAACUGGGGCGGAGAGAACGUAGGAUAUACCUGCAUUUACAGAGUUCGCUUGCAUGGAGAGAUAGCUGCUUAA
This is a messenger RNA of Hyaloscypha bicolor E, 2160 nucleotides long. RefSeq lists its product as uncharacterized. Gene Ontology annotation, biological process: nuclear envelope organization. The transcript is spliced from 3 exons. The record is from RefSeq and is a predicted model, not a curated record. NCBI's taxonomy places the organism in Eukaryota, Fungi, Ascomycota, Leotiomycetes, Helotiales, Hyaloscyphaceae. Gene Ontology annotation, cellular component: meiotic nuclear membrane microtubule tethering complex; nuclear envelope. Bases 1 to 2160 code for a protein of 719 amino acids. Gene Ontology annotation, molecular function: protein-membrane adaptor activity.